Molecule: messenger RNA, 629 nt
Organism: Triplophysa dalaica
Lineage: Eukaryota; Metazoa; Chordata; Actinopteri; Cypriniformes; Nemacheilidae
Gene: il26
Product: interleukin 26
Exons: 5
Coding region: 111-629 (172 amino acids)
Source: RefSeq, a predicted model, not a curated record
CAGACAGAAAGUAUGGACCUAUAAAAGGUGUGCAUAACAUCGUCUAAAAGCACAUCGAUCCACUGCAGGUCAACACAGCUCGAGACAGUCAUCUCUGAAACUGAACUAGGAUGCGGAUUAUAACCUUACUGGCCCUCUGUGCCAUCCUGGGCUGCUCUCAAGGCCACCAGCAGGAAGAGUGCUUAAGGGAGCAUAUCCGUUUCCCAAUGAUCAAAGAAAUGCUAAAUAUUUCAAAACACAUCCACAAAUCUCUACCUAAGGACAACAGAGCCUCAAAACGCAUAUUGGGAAAGCAUAAAAAAUGUUACAAGAACAUCGCUGACUUCAAACAUCUGCUGGAUAUCUACGAAGACCAUGUAUUCCAGAAGUUGUGGAAGAACAAUGCACAUCUAAGGCCGAAAAUCUUUAUGGAUUCUUUCAGAACGCUCAAGGAUGUCAUGGACCGAUGUGUGAAUAGAGGCCCACAAAUACAAUCUCGCUGUGCAAGGGAGAAUCUUAAAAAAAUGGAGGACAAUUUUAGCAAGCUGAAACCAGAUGAUCUUUACAAAGCCGUGAGCGAGUUUCAGAAUGUCUUGGUCUGGAUCAGUCUCGCUAUGGACAGAGGAAGAUCACACAAGAAGAUUCAGUAA